Messenger RNA from Cylindrotheca closterium, 1992 nucleotides. The record is from the annotation of a GenBank genome assembly. NCBI's taxonomy places the organism in Eukaryota, Bacillariophyta, Bacillariophyceae, Bacillariales, Bacillariaceae.
AUGGCACACCAACAAGGACAGCCACCUUACAACUCCCAGCCCGAGGCGACGAGUCUGGUAGCUUACGAGGAACCUCCUGAACCUCAACCCGACUACUAUUAUGAUGAACCCGACUACGAUUACACUGGACGAACAGGAGUCCGUGGAGAGGAAAACGAAGUCGACUACAGCAUUUACGCCACUCGAAAGUCAAACUCCGUCAAGUACCGCAAUCCUGACCGAGAUCGCUGUCGCAAGAUAUUGUUUGGAAUCUGUCUUCUUUGUUGUUGUUGUUUGAUAAUUGGGGCUUUGAUUGCUGGAAUCGUUUUGGUUCUCAAAGAUCAAAACGAAGCGGAUAUUGGAUCCACCUUUGCUCCAAGUGCAUCGCAAAGUCCGUCCUUUAAUCCAGUCAAUCCACCGACGUUUCCGCCCACCAUUGACACUCGACCAACUGGUUCACCCCGCCCAACAAUUACGUACAAGCCUUCUGAGAUUCCCUCCACCAAUCCUACUACUUCCUCUCCGACUUCCUCUUCUCAACCUUCUGCGGAUUCCGAAUUAUUGUCAGUUUUGGGCGAGGAAGAUGACGGCGACGAUGUGAACGCUUUGGCACAAUUUGGUGCUCAACACUCCUUCACUGUCAAUGAACAAGGUGUCUAUGAAUUUGUAUUGGAAUUCCAACACAACGAAAACCUACCCAUGGGACCGGACAACUACGAGGGAAGUUGUCAAACUUUUGAAAGCACCAAAAUCCACGACCUUGAUGGACGUGACUUUCGAGAACCCCGCAAGUUUUUUAAGCGUCUUCCCGAUUAUAUUUGGAAUUCCACCGGUUUUCAGCACAUCAGUCUAGAUUGGCAUCCAUGUGGGGCCUAUCCACGUAAUUAUGCGCAUCCACACUAUGAUAUUUCAUUUUUCAGGGUCAGACCGGAAGAUCGAGUGGUCUACCUCGCUUGCAAAGAGCAGAGUAACGUUCAAAUGCCUGGCAUUGUCCGAGCUUGUGAGUUCACACAGACAUCCGAUCACGCCAAGGAGUUCUACAUUUUGCCAUCUUCAGUUGUGGAUCGUUCCAGAGUGCCCAACAUGCCGGCUGCCUUUGAACAGGCCGAAUUCUAUGCUCCCGUGCCGUACGUGGGCAUGCAAUAUUACGACGUGGAGAAUCAACCGUCAUCUCCAGGAUCUUGGAAUAGCUUGGACAUGGGGAUGAGUACUCACGGCGGUGACAUUAUGAGUUGGAAGGCCAAGGUUCCUUACCGUAUCAUCAGCGGGGAAAAUCCACAGUUUCACUCCAAGACUCAAGAGUACUACCAGCCUACCAUUUCUUCCCUUCCCGAUGCCUUUUCGGUCUACUACCAACAAGAUGGAACCAUUCGAUUCCAAAUGACCGGGCUCUCCCAAAUCACCAAGGCCGAAUUGGAUGUACUCAAACUUGAGAACCCAGACGAUGUGCCAUCGUCCCCCGUUCCUCUUCCCAGCCCACCCGAGUGCACUUGUUUUGCUCCGGAUCCAUCUCCUUCGCCAUCGGCGUUCCCUUCGUCCGUUCCUUCCGACUCACCCACCAUUCCAAGAUUUGACUUUUGUACCUUGCUGACGGGAAACGAACCCAGCACCAAUGUGGACAUCAGUUGCUUCUCCACUGAGUACGAAUGCAACCAAAAAACAGUCAGAGAUUGUCAAGUAUUAUGUGGACCAUCGCAAUGCAUGUCCUCUGAGUUUGACCAGUCUUAUGUUUUGUGCAUCGAUGAGACAUCUUGCAACAAGAUCGCCAGCACCAAACCAGUCGCCCAAUUCAUCAACUCUCAAGUGCUCUGCCAAGUGGAAGGUUCCUGUACCGAUGCGGAAUUCUUGGCUUGCACUUGCUGCGAUGGACCGGGUUGUCCAUCCGAAAACUUUGUUGGUAAUUCCCUCCCUAGUUGUGUGGAUGGCGAUGUCGGGGGUUUUUGCAAUCAAAUGGUGGAAUCAGAGGGAAAGACUUGUAGAGAACUGGGGAAUCCUGUGUGCACUAAUUUGUAA